Quercus robur (English oak) is the source of this 537-nucleotide messenger RNA. Its product is annotated as vinorine synthase-like. Bases 1 to 537 code for a protein of 178 amino acids. The transcript has a single exon. Lineage: Eukaryota; Viridiplantae; Streptophyta; Magnoliopsida; Fagales; Fagaceae. The record is from RefSeq and is a predicted model, not a curated record.
AUGCUCACUAAUGUAACAUUCGGGGUCCAACUCAAUGUGUUUAAGUGCGGUGCAAUUGGUAUUGGAGCUUGCAUAAAGGACUUAUCCGGAUAUGUUCCUAAUUUUGGUAUCACAAAGGAGAAUAUAUUAACAAAGAGGCAUGUGUUUGAUGCUUCCAUGAUAGGAACUCUUAGAGCAAAAUAUGCUGACAAUAAAGGCCUUGAGAAUCAGAAACAACCUUCAAGCGUUGAAACCUUAUCAACCUUAUCAACCUUCAUAUGGACACGCUUUGUUGCUAUAACUAAGGAUGAAUUAGGACUAGAGAAGCUAUACAUAGUGUAUCUGCGUCCAAGAACCGACUCACCACAACCACAAUCAUCUUUCGGAAAUCUUUUUUCCAUUGCCAUAACAAUACCGAUUUUGAAAAAUGGGAAUAAGGGUCAAGGUCUCGUGCACCAGGUUCGAGAGGGAACAAGUAAAAUCGACAAAGAUUAUGUGAAGAAACUCAGAGAAGGAAGUCAACACUUGAGUAACCCAACAGAGGAAUGCUACACUUGA